Molecule: messenger RNA, 895 nt
Organism: Corticium candelabrum
Lineage: Eukaryota; Metazoa; Porifera; Homoscleromorpha; Homosclerophorida; Plakinidae
Exons: 2
Coding region: 158-739 (193 amino acids)
Biological process (GO): signal transduction
Molecular function (GO): protein binding
Source: RefSeq, a predicted model, not a curated record
AGAACAUCUUGCAGGGUCUGCUACUGUUGAACAAGAUGUUCAAAAACCUUCAUUAACUCCAUCUGACUUGAGCCAGAGUUGCCACCCUAAGUGCUUAGAUAGAAUUGUUACAAACAGUGAUAUACAAUUUAUUUCUGGAUAUGAGAAAGUGGCUAAAAUGUCGCUGCAACUAGGGUGGCUGAUGUUUCAACGUGAUGGCUAUACACUUAUGGAUGUUAGAAACACUCUUAUGAAGGAUGUUCUAGAUCAACCAGAUUGCACGAAAGUCACUCAUGUGCUUGAAGAGUGGCGACGACGUAAAGAAAAUGAGGCAACUGUUAGAGCAUUGAUAGACAUCUGUUAUAAUCACACAAUUGGCUGUGACAGGCCGUGUAUGGAAUCUACACUCAUCUCACUUCCUCAACUUCAUGAUUCUUCCUCUGAAACAUGUGAGCAACAGACGCUGGUGUCAAGAGCAACCAGCCAAUGUACUGACAAAGAGAUAGUGGCUGUAGCUAAUCAUGUUUCUGCUUGUUGGCAGCAAUUCGUUUCAUUUUUAUCACCCACCUAUUUUGCAAUGGCCAAAAUAAAGGUAAUAAAAGAUGUAAACAGAGAUAACCUCUUUUGCCAGUGUCGAGCAGCAUUAGAAAUGUGGACCAACAAGUUUGUUGACAAAGCCAAUCGGCGAUCUGUGAUUCAAGCAAUGUGUGACAUUGGCUACAGAUCUCUGGCAGUAGCAGUUUUGGUCAUGACUUGGUAGAGCAUGUGUGUCCAUCAUAAUUGUCUAGUAACUUCAAUGUAUUAUUGAUAUAGGGUUUCUAUUAAUAUCAAAUCAUUUUAUGUUGCAUGGUAAUGGUGGAUGAAAUUACACUCUAACUGGAUACUAUUGUAUUGACAAAUAAAUUUUUUAUACAAA